This is a messenger RNA of Colletotrichum costaricense, 477 nucleotides long. RefSeq lists its product as uncharacterized. Bases 1 to 477 code for a protein of 158 amino acids. Lineage: Eukaryota; Fungi; Ascomycota; Sordariomycetes; Glomerellales; Glomerellaceae. The record is from RefSeq and is a predicted model, not a curated record. The transcript is spliced from 3 exons.
AUGGGCCUGAUCAGGACACCGCUGGACAACGAGAUCACCAAGGCCUUUGCCUUCCCAAAUACGUGCACCAUCGGCAUGUUAGGCUCGCACUAUAUCCUCCGCCUGUCAGCGAUCUCGUACGCGCUUGCACAGGACUUGGUGACGAGCAAGAGCUCCAAGUUGGGAAUAAGGACUAUCCAAGCAGAGCUCCUCGUAUUGGCGUUCCAGGUGUCACACCAGUCGGUAUCCGUCCACCAGCACAGCAUGGCGAGGAUGGAGAGGUCAACCUCGGACUCCGCUGAUCUAGACCUGCCCGGUAUCGACUACGUCUGCGGUCUCGGUUCUCGCGGAUAUCUUUGUUCGCAUAUUAUACACAAAGACCAUCUGCCCAACGUUAUCUAUGCCCACGGACACGAGAACGAAGUCGAUUCCGACACUAUCUCCUACGUCACCCAUUUCUUGCGCAUGUCAAACGGACAUGUCCUGAACCCGGUCUGA